UGGAGGCGGGGAGGGAAACCCAUGACUUCCGUAUUUUUUUCCUCUAUCUGAAAGCGUGCUCUGGAGAGGCCCUAUAAAUGACCCUGUCAUGGUGCUCGGAGCCGCCACACUCUCCCAAACAGCAGGAUUGAGCUGAGGUGAUAAACAGAGCGGACUAAACUCCCAGGAGGUAACUGACCCAUCAGCUGGAGGACUGUCUUUAACUUCUUCUUCUUUUUUUUUUUUUACUUCUUUUUUGUUUUUACAAUUCGCAUCUUUUGAGCGUUUCGCGCCGCAAGACAAUCUCGACAGCCGCAGACAGACCAAUGGAGCAAAGCAGCAACCAAGCGGACGUGGAGUCGCUCCAGAAAAGCGUCGGACGGCGUCGGAGCUUCGUGGAUUUCUUCCUCGGCAUGUCCGUCGUGAUUCUGUUCGUGGCGGUGACGGCUCUGGCUGUCGGCGGGCUGCUGGUGGUGAAGGAGCUGCGCUCCGAGCUGCGUGACCCCGCAUCUGGAAGCGCCCGCUUGGUGGACAGUGGGUCCGCCUCUCCAGGUUACAAGAUGCACAAUUUUGCGUACUUGAAAGCCGCAGAGAAUAAACUAGACAACACUACAAUGUCUUGGAAAGUCGCCCAGUCCGCUCUAGGGCCAUCAGUUGGGAGCAACUUCCAGUACGACCCAUCGAAGCGAUCCCUGACGCCAUCGAAGACGGGGAUCUACUUCAUGUACAUCCAGGUCACUGUCCACUGCACCCACAAAUGCCAAGCAGGCACCCUCAAGCUGGAGGUGGCCGACAAGCUAACCUGCCAUGUGGAGCUUACGGACGACAUGGAGAAAACGUCUGUGAGUAAAAAGUGCUGGACGGUGACCCCGCUGGACAGCCAAGACCUGAUCGCUCAGAUGACUGUACCGAAGGAGACACAGGAGAACUGGAGUUUGGACCACGACAGAUCGGGCCUCGGGUUGUUCCUCGUAGAGUGACGAUCUGCAGCCGCGGAUGUCCGGAAGAGAACGGGACCCUGACCCUGUGGGUGGGGGCGUCGUAACACAAACGUGAACACCAGUGAGUUCUGUGUCUAAGCUCAGGAAGGUGGAAACGUGCCGGUGCCGGUACCAGUCAAGAGUUGAGGUGGGAUGUUUUGUUUUUGUAUUGUUGUCUUUUUUUUUUGCACUGAAGAUUUAAAACCAAAGAGUCUCUGCAAGGACUUUAAAGAAAUCUCAGGAGAACCAUCACUCACCUGUAAAAUCCCCCUCCUCCCAGAAAAAAGUCGGUUUUCUUGCUGUGUAUUUAUUUUAAGUUUUAUUUAUGUAUCUAUAUUUAUAACGCUGCGGGAAUGUAUUUCUGCUGUAGAUGCCACUACAUUUGUGUUGAUGUGCAAUGCAUUGUUACCGCACUGAUUUGGUUCAGUUUUGAACUCGGGGAGCUGGAUGUUGUUUCAUAAAAAAGGGCAACACGUUGUCAAGGAGACAAAGUUCUGCAAUCGCGACUAGCGAUUGCGGACGAGACGCAUUCCAUGUGGAAACUCGCGAGCCGGGAAAACGUUCCGCCUGUGAGAAAAAUGUAAGUCCUGUGGACAAAACUAUUCAAACGUGAAUGUAUGUUGUUGUGAUCCAUGUCAAACAUGGAUAUAAUGUUGUUAACUUUAUUGCAAUAAUGAAUAAAUAAAUAAAAAUUAAAACGUAAAGUCA
Messenger RNA from Xiphophorus couchianus (Monterrey platyfish), 1667 nucleotides. RefSeq lists its product as uncharacterized. The record is from RefSeq and is a predicted model, not a curated record. Bases 306 to 959 code for a protein of 217 amino acids. Gene Ontology annotation, molecular function: tumor necrosis factor receptor binding. Gene Ontology annotation, biological process: positive regulation of activated T cell proliferation; immune response; positive regulation of cytotoxic T cell differentiation. Gene Ontology annotation, cellular component: plasma membrane. The transcript is spliced from 3 exons. NCBI's taxonomy places the organism in Eukaryota, Metazoa, Chordata, Actinopteri, Cyprinodontiformes, Poeciliidae.